UUCAAUUUUCACUUCACCUUCCCUGAAUCCAUCGAGUUUCUCACAGAGCGUUCCAAUCCAAUAGGGCAGUUCUGGAGAAUGGAGAUGAAAUCUACUGUAAUGGGGCGUCUGCAACUCCAUUUUCCUCAAUCGGGUCUCCGCCAAAUUCAAAUGAACCCACGCCUCCAUUGCCAAACCAUCUGUGGCCUCAGAAAGGGGCUGCGCAAGCCCUUGGGGAGCUCGAGGGUGCCCUCCCCUGAGGCUAUUCAUGCCGUUCAGUCCCUCAAGCUCGCAAAAUCCGCCUCGAAAUUGGAGCACGUAAUCAGCACCAAGCUCAGUAGAUUGCUGAAAGCAGACUUGUUUGAUGUUCUCGCCGAAUUGCAGAGACAAAACCAACUCGAGCUAUCGCUUMAGGUCUUCAAAUUUGUGCGGAAUGAAGAAUGGUACAAGCCAGACUUAACCUUAUACCAUGGGAUGAUUAUGAUGUUGGGAAAGAACAAACUCAUUGAAAUGGCUGAAGAGAUCUUCAACGGGUUAAAAAAGGAUGGGUUAGAACCAGACACACGAGCUUUUAACGAGAUGAUGGGAGCAUAUUUGCAAGCGGGCAUGGCCGAGAGAGCGGUGGAGACGUAUGAAUUAAUGAAAGCAUCAGGUUGUACGCCAGACAAACUGACUUUCAAGAUUUUGAUCAAGAGUCUAGACAAGUUUGGGGAAGGGUUUGCUGCAAUGGUGAACAGAGAAUGUGCUCAGUACUUGGAUUCUCCGGAGAGGUUGCUCAAAGAUGUCAAACCGAAGCUCGUGAAAGAUCAAAGUCCUUGAGCAUGAACUUGGAAACUUCUUCAAACAGAUUUGAUGUUUGAGGUAGGCACUCUGUUUCUUACUUCUUCAAAUGAAAUUUGAUGUUUAGGAGAGACCAAUACCAUAUGGUUACUGCCUUGAAAAUCUCUGCACAAUGUUGAAAUUCUUGUUGAAUAAGAAGAGUUGUCAAAUUUUUAGGUU
This is a messenger RNA of Momordica charantia (bitter melon), 978 nucleotides long. Its product is annotated as pentatricopeptide repeat-containing protein At1g62350. Gene Ontology annotation, biological process: chloroplast organization; Group II intron splicing. Gene Ontology annotation, molecular function: RNA binding; protein binding. Lineage: Eukaryota; Viridiplantae; Streptophyta; Magnoliopsida; Cucurbitales; Cucurbitaceae. The record is from RefSeq and is a predicted model, not a curated record.